GUGGUGUCAUUCAAGUGAAACAAACGCACAUCGCGUGGAGAUUGAUGAGUAAAGACGUAUCAGAGGAUGGUUAUAAACUGACUCGCUUUUCCGAUUUAAACUAACUCGCUAGCGAGCUAUGCUUGCCGCGGUUUAUUAUGAGCGGUGGUCGCUUUGACUUUGAAGAUGGUGGAACUUACUGCGGAGAAUGGAAAAACAGCAAGGCUCAUGGAUAUGGCAUCUGUACCGGACCCAAAGGACAAGCUCGUUACGAAGGCUCUUGGAACAACGGCUUCGAACUCAGCGGAGUUUAUGUUUGGCCUAACGGCCAUCGCUUUGAGGGUGAAUGGCUCGAUGGACGGAGACAUGGACUUGGCGUUGAAUAUCGAGGAAAAUGGACUUACCAAGGCGAGUGGGAGGAAGGUUUCAAAGCACGUUACGGCGUGCAGAAGUCUCAGAGCGGGGCGCGCUAUGAGGGAAGUUGGACGUCUGGACUACAAGAAGGUUAUGGAAUCGAGAUUUACGCCGAUGGAGGGUAUUACUAUGGGCAGUGGAAAACAGGAAUGCGAUCUGGAUAUGGUAUCCGAAGUGGCGAGGUUAAGCGAGAAAGCAGCAGUACAAAGCAUUACAGACGUUGUAUUUCUAGACAGUCAACUGUGGAUAAUUUUAAAUCUAAUGGUGUUGUACCAAACAGUAGUCAGAACAGUAGAACAUUUGCACGUCACCACAAGACACCCUCACAGACUUCUGAAACGCAGUCACAUUCUCCCAGAUCUACAAGUGAUCCAGAGAAUGCCAGUCAAAAUGGAUCAGUAAAUAGUACAGUGGGAAGUGGUUCAGCUCAGUCCUACACAAUGGAAACUGUGGAUUCAAAUGGACAAAUUGAAAGGGCAAACACUCGCUUGAUAGAGACAUAUAGAGGUGAAUGGAAGAAUGACAAGAGGCAUGGAUUAGGUAUCGUAGAAGAUACUGAUGGGUUCAGCUACAUGGGCGAAUGGAGUGAAAACAUGCGCCAUGGUUUGGGUGUAGCCACUUUUCCAGAUGGAACAAAACUAGAAGGGGAGUGGAAAAAUGAUGAGUUGCUUACAGACAAUAAAAAGAAGGGUCCACUAGUUUCUCUCGUGACAAGAUUUAAACAAAGGCUGAGAGUAAUUUGUGAGGGAGCACAAGAUGCUACAGAAACAGCAGAACAGAAAUCUCAGAUUGCACUGUCAAGAGCUGCGGCAUCACGGGAUAAAGCUGGAGAUGCAGUUGGUGCUGCAGAGAAUGCCGUUUCAGCAGCGGCAAUCGCUCAGAAGCGGGUCCGUGCCAUCAUGUCCAAGAUGAAUGACAAAACUUAGAAUGUUAGGUGGCACUUAGAUGUGUUGGAAGAUAUUAAGGCAGUUUUGCAGUAGAGAUGUCUUAAGCACCUCACUCAUGGUUCACGGCUGUUUCAUCAUUGUGCCUUACCACAACAUUAGUAAAUGCUGAUUCACAAAGUUGGCUUAUGUGGUAAUCCCCAUUCAAGUGCUUAAACUCAUAGAAAUCUGCUCACCUAGCAUGGUUGGUGGCUAGGAAAAGUCAGCAGUGUCCAGUUACAUGUAACACCAUGUUGUUUUGUGACUAAACAGCCAGCAAAGCUUCCAUGCAAGUAUUUACAGCUUAGCUACAUGUAGUAAGUCAUAAUAUUAUCUAAUAUUGUAACAGUUGUAAAAUCAAGUGCGGCUUGUAGAUGAACAUUACAUACUGGCUUCCUUAAGAAGUUCAGAAUUUGUUUGAUGGAUUAGAGGUAGAGUUAGUUGAUUGUUUAUAAUACUAUGGAUUAUUGGUAGAAUUGCCAUCGAUUGAUGUUGCAAUUUUGCGCCAAUUCAGGAAAAGUAUUCUCUGUAGCUGUCAAUGUAUGAAAGAUGAGGACAGUCACCAUAUUAAUGCAGCAAUUAAGACAUUUGAACUUUUUCCAAUUGGAUUUUUUUCAAGACUUCAUGGUUUUGAAAGUGUUUUGUUUCAAUUACAAUGUUCGCUUACUAAGAAAUGUUAUAUAUACAAGGCUAAAAAGUUAAAAGAGAUUAAAACCAAAUGUUUUCGGCUGUUUGCCAUCAUCAGGGUUGGUUUCGUUUGGUUUUAACCUUUUUUAACUUUUUAGCCUUGUUUAUGUAAUAUUUCGAUUAAAACCUUUUGUCAUAACUUUUGGCAGAUAAGUAACUUAAGGAACGUUUGAUUUAGAAUUGAAUUUUUUUAAAAUUCAGGUAUGAAGAUCUUAAGUAAACAUAAAAUGUAUUAUUCUAGGACCUGAAACCUCACAUUUGGUACACAAUUCAAUUUUACUAUGGUGUACAGUAUUACUACCUUUUGUUGAGUUUAAUACAGUAUUUUUGUGUGUGAAAGAAUUUUUUGAAAUUGUUGUGUUUUAGUAUGGCAUUCUAAGAAUGUCUGAAAUGAGGAGUAAAUUCACAGUCCAAGUAAGCAUAUGUAGGGCAUAUUGAAAAAGCUUUAUUGUGUGUAAUCUUGAAAAAUUUUCAUUUGCAAUUUGUGUUAAGUGUCCCCAUCACUUAAGUAGUGUUUCUUUCUUAUGUGUUAAUAUUUUGUGCUUUUUUCCAAUUUCUGAUGGCUUUGUAGAAAUUAAUGAACAAAGGGAAGUGUUUUGACUAACUGAGCUGCUUUCAACUACAGUGUAAAUGGUUCCCCAGCAGGAAUAUUUUGUUGGUUUGUUUUUAAACCAGAAACGUCAGGCAAUACAAAAGUGUAAGCACAGUGAGUGUGGAGGUAAUGCUCUGGUAUUGCAUAUAUUCAUUUUUGCAUUUUCCUCUUUAGAAUGCCUCUUAUAGCUCCUUUGACUGAUCAAAUGGCACUUGAAUGUACUCAGGUGCAUAUUUUUGGCCAAAAGAAAUGUGCCUAAGCUAGCUUAAUUUAUUUCUGUAUGUGUUAUAUUAAUUUGUAAAUACAUGCCCCCCCCCCCCCAAAAAAAAAAAAAAUUUAAGGGUAAAACUUAUUCCUUAAUUUCUGUAUUUUUAAUAAGUAUUCAUCUUUACCAUGAUGAUUCAUUUGUAUAAUGCAAUUAGUGAACAUCGGUUUAAGUUGUUGUAGCAAACUUUUGUGAAGGUGUUUGGACAAGGGAGACAUACAGAAAGUGAGGUAAACUGAUUUUACAUUCUGAAUGAGGUGUCAAAUUGUUCUUUUCAACCUGUAAUUGACCUGUUUCACAAUUAACAAAUGUACUGAUCUUUGGUCUAAAUUUCCCUUGUCAGUAAUUUUUUAAUCAUUUCCUAUGUAUGGAAUACCUAGUAGGUGAUCUAGAUGUAAGGACCUCAUAUGACCUAAACUCAACAGCUUUGCAUUAGACUAAGUUAACAUUUUCUUAGGUAAAGUGUUCAGUGUAUUUCUUAGAACUUAUUGCGAUAAAGGGCUUACAAGUCAAUGGAACUAUUUUGGGAAUGUAUAGCAAACCCAAAGCAAUUUCAAAAAAUGCUUGCUUUUAGUGAUUCAGUAAUAUUGUAGAGUUCAUAAAAUUAGUUUUUGGAGCUAUUGAUAGCAGAGGUUAGGCCUGAUUUUGACAAACAAUCUAGUAAAGUGUUUGUGAGCAGAGAGGAUAUCUUGGGAAAAUUGCACAGGAUGGCAGUACACUUUGCUUUGUAAGAGAACUGUUGCCAGUGAUUUGGUGUAACCAGUUGUAAAUGCAUACACCUUGCAGUGUCCUUGAGGUUAAAAUAGUUAUUUUAGAAGAGGUAAGAAAAGACACCAACCACUAGAAGUAAUAUGGAUUUAUUUUUGUAUCCAUUAGCUGUGAAUUAGAAAAUGAAGGGAAUAAAGUAUUUUUAUAGUGACAGA
Stylophora pistillata is the source of this 3783-nucleotide messenger RNA. Its product is annotated as junctophilin-3. Gene Ontology annotation, cellular component: endoplasmic reticulum membrane; junctional membrane complex; plasma membrane. The record is from RefSeq and is a predicted model, not a curated record. Lineage: Eukaryota; Metazoa; Cnidaria; Anthozoa; Scleractinia; Pocilloporidae.